UUUUAAAAGCAGACAUAAUUGGAAAAAGACAAAAAGAAAAAGAAGGUAGACGAAGAGGAUCUUUGAGGUCCUCUGCUUCUCCUUCUUCUUCUUUCUUUUCAAACCACAAUCAUUUCUCAAGAGUUAAUUACCAAUUUAUUACUCAUUCAUCUCAAUAAUCUCAUACUACCCUUUUAUCUUUGGUCGUAUUACAAACUCUUUAAUUAUCUUUUUUGGAGAAUAUCAAGAAACAUAGAUUAUUUCUGGUAAUUCUUGGUUCCCAAGUGGUUCGCCUCAGCUCUUAAUUGGAAAUGGAAGAUGCAAAAGAUAUGAAGGAAAAUUCUCCCCAAGAAUCUGCUCCUGAACCUAAAGUUUCUGUUCUGUGGGAGGACCAAUCACAUGGUGAAACUCAACCUAGGCAACAUAUGAAUGGAACAGCAAAUUCUGAAAUUCAGGAGACAGACGUGUAUGCUUCUCAACAUUUGAAAGAAUCUUCUGACAGAUUUCCAACGGAAGAUAGUCAAAAUCAUCAGCCAGGAAGUUUAGGUUCAGCCUCUUCCAUUAAAUCCGCCGGUGCAGGUGACAUUUCGAAAACAGGAAGUCUUCAAUCAGCUGUGCCGACAGUUCAGGGGGAAGCCUCACCUCAAUUGGUAGAGGAUCUGAAAUCAUUGGAGCCUCCAACAGCUCUCUCGGAACCCACUCCAUCAUCUGUAUUAGAUACAAAAGCAAGUGAUUCAUUGCAGCAGUCACUGGAUGGUGAUUCCAGUGGUAGUCUUUCGAAUCAACCAAAUAAUACUGCUGAUGGACCAAGAGUAGAGGAAGUUGCUUCACCUUUAGUAACCAUGAAUUCAGACUCCCCUCCCCUGAAAGAGGAAAACCAAAAAGGAUCUUCGGUACACAACUCACUAUUUCAGCAAGAUAAUUCUCCAAGUAGUACUCACGUUUCUACUGAUACACCUCCUUUAUCCUCUCAAGAACACAAACCUGAAAAUAAUAUUCAUGUAGAGGCACCUAAUACUGGUCAGCCCCUAGCGAAGGCUUCCAAUCUCACAGUUAAGAUUCUAGAACCCGGUUCUAAGCACCCUGAAAACAUUGAUAUUAACAGAGUUAAAAUCGACACAGCUGCACCAAUUGAAUCUGUGAAGCAGGCAGUUUCCAAGUUUGGAGGCAUCGUUGACUGGAAGGCUCAUCGAGUACAGUCUGUAGAGAGAAGGAAAGUUGUCGAUCAAGAACUAGCAAAAGUGCAGGAGGAGAUCCCACUGUGUAAGAAACAGUCUCAGGCAGCAGAAGAAGCAAAAAUGAUGGUAUUAAAGGAACUAGAUAGUACUAAAAGACUGAUAGAAGAGUUGAAGCUGAACCUGGAGAGAGCACAAACAGAAGAGCAACAAGCAAAACAGGACUUGGAACUUGCCAAGCUCAGGGUAGAAGAGAUGGAACAGGGUAUUGCCGAUGAGGCUAGUAUUGCAGCCAAGGCGCAGCUUGAAGUUGCUAGAGCCAGGCAUGCAGCUGCAGUUUCGGAGCUAAAAACUGUGAAUUCCGAGUUAGAAGAUCUUCAUAAAGAGUAUGAUUUAUUGGUGUCUGAGAGAUUUGAUGCUGUACAAAAAGCAGAGGAAGCGGUUUCUGCCUCAAAGAAAGUUGAGAAGGAAGUGGAGGAUUUGACUAUUGAGCUCAUCACUACAAAGGAAUCUCUGGAGGCUGCACAAGCUGCACACCUGGAGGCAGAGGAACACAGAAUUGGAGCAGCGAUGGCAAGAGAGCAAGACACUCUAAAUUGGGAAAAAGAACUAAAGCUGGCAGAAGAGGAGCUUGAGAAGCUAAACCAGCAAAUACUGUCUGCUAAGGAUCUCAAAGCAAAAUUAGAUACUGCUUCAGCCUUGCUACUAGAUCUCAAAGCUGAGUUUGCUGCUUAUGUGGAAUCAAAGUUGGAAAAAGAGAUGGAUGAAGGCGGCAACUUCAAACGCGAACUGUCAGCGCCAGAGAAACGAACUCAUGCUGAGAUACAAGCAGCGGUAGCCUUGGCUAAACAGGAACUUGAUGAAGUGAAACGCAAUAUUGAGAAAGCAACAGUUGAAGUAAAUUACUUGAAGGUGGCUGCAACUUCAUUGAAGGCAGAACUGGAAAAAGAAAAAUCAGAACUAACUGCUAUCCAGCAGAGAGAAGGCAUGGCAUCAAUUACUGUAGCAUCUCUUGAAGCUGAGUUGAACAGGACCAAGUCAGAGAUUUCCCUUGUGCAGAUAAAGGAGAAAGAAGCAAGAGAAAAGGUGGUGGAGCUUCCUAAGCAAUUGCAAGAGGCCGCCCAAGAGGCUGAUCGGGCAAAGUUACUUGCACAAACAGCUCGUGAAGAGUUGAGAAAGGCAAAGGAAGAAGCAGAGCAAGCAAAGGCAGGAGCAAGUACCAUGGAAAGUAGACUAGUUGCUGCUAAAAAGGAGAUAGAGGCUGCAAAAGCUUCUGAGAAGUUGGCACUAGAAGCCAUCAACGCUCUGCAAGAGAGUGAAUUAGCUCGAAGCACCAAUGAUGAAGAUUCCCCAUCUGGAGUAACACUCUCUCUGAAAGAGUAUUUUGACCUCAGCAAAAUGGCCCAUGAGGCAGAGGAGGAAGCUAAUAAGAGGGUGGCUGCCGCUAUCACCCAAAUAGAGGUAGCAAAGGAAUCAGAGCUGAGAAGUUUAAGCAGGUUGGAGGAAGUUAAUCGUGAGAUGGCUGAUAGAAAGGAAGCUCUGGAAAUCGCAACCCAGAAGGCAGAGAAAGCCAAGGAAGGGAAGUUGGCAAUAGAGCAAGAGCUGAGGAAAUGGAGGGCGGAGCAUGGACUAAGACGGAAAGCUGGUGAAUCUCUUCAACCGAUAAACAUAACAAGAAGCCCGAGAUCGAGUGUUGAGGAGAGUAGAGAAUUGAAAACCUACGAGCGUGCACCAGGGGCUGCUUCACUACAUCAUAGGUCAAGUCCAAGAGCAUAUGAACAAGCAAGUAAUACUGAAACCGAUACAUCUCCAGAAGUGAAGAUCCCAAAGAAAAAGAAGAGGUCCUUCUUCCCAAGGCUCUUCAUGUUUCUGGGCAGAAAGAAAGCACAGGCCAAGACAGCAUGAUGCGCUUUGUGGUUUUAAAAUGGCUCAUCAUUUUAAACAUUGUUCCUCCAUUUUCUGGUUGUUUGUCCUGGGUGACAUAGUGUAAAUUCUCACUGCUUUUCUGUGUACAUGCCGAGUAUUAUUUCUUGUACAAUAUCAAAAUACUUCACUCACACUUUGGAUGGCUGAUUAUAAAACAGAGUAAGGCUGUUAUAGGUUUGGCUGCAAAAGUCAAUAAAUGAUUGUGUAAGUAAAUCGUCUGCUGCUUCAAUUUGUCUAAUCCUGGUAGUUCUGAAAGAAAAUAGAAGAAACUAGCACUGUUUCUAAAGUUUGACCUAAUAGAAAUAUAUUGGUUCCCUGUGUUUCUUGGUA
Messenger RNA from Nicotiana attenuata, 3410 nucleotides. Its product is annotated as protein WEAK CHLOROPLAST MOVEMENT UNDER BLUE LIGHT 1-like. The record is from RefSeq and is a predicted model, not a curated record. Bases 291 to 3059 code for a protein of 922 amino acids. The transcript has 3 exons. Lineage: Eukaryota; Viridiplantae; Streptophyta; Magnoliopsida; Solanales; Solanaceae.